GGUAAUAGAAGGCUUAAAGUACAGUCAAGUAGCCAUUGCUGAGUGUUGUAGAAAAUUUUACAUGAACUCUGUCUGAAUCCAACCCGAUGUUUGAUAUUCCAUAAUGAUAACGCAAGAUGUGAAGCAGAGGAUGUCAUAGUAUAUUAUAUUGAAUGUUUAUUGCCGACGUUCGAGAUACCUACUGUAUUGGGAAUCAUUACAAAAAUAGAACCCCAUCAAAGUCUCAUUAAGCAGAUGUUAACAGUAUAGGAAUAUCAGAGGACUAAUGUGAGAAGAAUUCCACUGGCAAUCUCCUCCGCGUCUCGAUUGUGUUAGAUUCUACAGCUGAUUGAUAUCACAAAAUCAGUGUAUGGAUUCUUAGUGGUGUUGGGAAUAUUGACAAUCGAUAUUCUGACCUUUUGAUAUUGUACUGAUGUUUAUAGAAUUGUGACUUUUGAUAAAAGACACGACGACUGAUUUGAUAAUACUUCUAUUGAUAAUUACCUUGGGUUAGAUUAUUAAACUCUUUUAUAUCACGAAAUAUGCAUUCAGAUUCCUAGAAGAACGAAAAUCUAUUAUUUAACCUUUGGUGCUGUUUCGACUAGGAAACGAGUUGUUGUCGCAGGAAUUGGGAAGUUGCUAUACUACACGAUAACAGAGAGAUAACUUGAGUGAGAAGCACAGCGGAAGUUUUUGUGUGUGUUGGUCAUCAAUAUCGGAUGGUGACGUGUUAACAUUUUACCGUAUUCUCUAGUGUGAGAACGUUAUACAGUGUUACUCCAGGCGGUAUUACCACUCAACUAAAUGAAACUAUUAAUGCGAAUUAUGUAUUAGUGAAUAUAACAUACUCUGUUUAUACGAAUAUUGUUUUUAAACCAAACUGACAGUUGGCUUGAACUCUCUGAAAAAUAUGAUAUAUUUCUAUGCUUUUGUUAGUGAAAGUGCCUUUGACGUUUUUGCUUUAUGCGCAUCUUGGGAGUUUUUUGCCGGAAUUCUCUGAACUUUUUUUUAAAAGGCCUAUCAGAUAUUCUUCAAGUGUUGGUCGGCAGAUGUUACUGGUUUUGCCAAGUUAAGUGAAAGACGAGAGAAGGGGAAAUAGAAACGUGUUAAACAAUGUGCGUAAUAUGAGACUGGUUGUGCAUUCCUAUUAGCUAAGUUGUACAAAUACAUACCAUACUUGUACUAACAGGUUGUUUUGACUUCAGAAAGUAGGUAAAUGAGCCAAUAACGUACCAAGGAUUGGCUCCACUGUGUGUGCAAUACUCUAUAUACAAUCCUGGUGUGAAGAAAGUCCAACUGUAAUUAACUUCUGUUUUCGAGAAUAUUUGUCAUCGUUUGAAAAUCGUAUUCUUUAAGGAAUUCACAAAUUAAGAAGUUCCAAAUGGCUCUCAAAUAUAUGAACGGAACUAACCAACCAGCCAUCUUCACACACAUGACAUUUACCACAAUUUUUGUUACGUUGGCUAUAGUAAUCAGUAACUGUUUAAUUCUUUUGGUAAUAUCUUGGACUAAGGCUUUCAAGAAUGUCAACAAGUGGUUCCUGCUUUCGUCAACUAUCUCGGAUUUACUAUUAGGAUUGUUUGUGACUCCAUUUUCGAUCUUCAAUUCCUUAUACAAUUCCUGGGUAUUUGCUAAUGAUAUUUUCUGUUGUAUUGAAGCUUACGUUGCGGCCGCAUUGCUGAUCGCUGGACUUUAUUCCCUUGCGUGGUUGCAGGUGGAUCACUAUGUGGCUAUUCGCAAACCGGAUCGCUAUAAGUAUGUCAUGUCGCCUACCAGGUCAGCCUGUUGGAUUGGGUUCGUUUGGUUGGUCUCCAUAAGCUUCUGCAUGCCACCGCUCUUUUCCUUACGUCGUGCCAGAUACUACAGAGAGGCUUUCAUCUGCAUCAUUGAAGCUAAGCAGCAGCGAGCUUAUUUCAUGACAGCGGGUCUCUUGGUUGCUGGUCCGGCCAUCUCGGCCCUGUUCUAUACCAGUUUUUAUAUGUUCACCAAAGCUUACAAAAAACAAUUAAAGUUCUAUAAUCAGGUAUUCGUGGAUCGCGCCAGUCGACCUCUCAAUUAUAAAAUUAAUCUGAUUAACUCUACUAUCUUUAUCGUCUGUUGGUUGCCCUGGUGCUUGCUAAGGGUUCACCAUGCUGUCGUUAGUCGCGACAAAAGAGCUUCCCCGGAGUUCCACUUUUACUUUUUGUGGCUCGGCAUUAGUACGGCAUUUGUAAAGUUUAUUGUUUAUGUUUGUAAGAGUAAAGAAUUCCGUGAUGGACUCCGAGAGAGUUUUAAUGUACAUGCUGAUAAUUGCGAUUGCCCACGUUGUGAACCUCAUCACAACAUUGCAUGUGCGGAUGCAUGUAACGAAAGUACCAAAUUUGUACAGGUUUAGUUACAUAAUGAUCAUAGACUUGGGUUUGGUGUAGGCCUAAUGAUAAAACAUAUUUUAAUUGAUGAUGUGUUGAAAUAUCUGAACUGUUACAAUGGGUCAAUGUGUUGAAAUAUCAGAAGUAAGCUGUCAUUAAGACCCAUACUUACACAGAUUGAGACGAAUGUAUGCUAAAAAGACAAUAUCAACUUUCCAAAAGGUUAAGAAGACAAUAGGAACUUUACACAAGGUUAAGAAAAUAAGAAAACAAUAGAAACUUUACACAAGGUUAAGAAAACAAUAGCAACUUACAAAAUAUUAAGAAGACACAAGCAAUUUACAAAAAAGGUUAAGAAGACAAUUACAAAGUGUAAACGACAAUAGCAACUUUACAAAAUGAAAUGGUGUACAAAUGGAAUCAAUAAUUACAAUAUAUUAUUAUAUGAAAAUGUAGACGAUUUUUUGUGGACAAACUCAAAUGUUAAUGUCAUCUAAAACGACAGCCAACUUCGUCUGCAGUAUUUAACAAGAAUUGAUCAGACAAAUGACAUCUAAGCCUGUAAUAAAUAUGCGUACUGUAAUGUUUUCAGGUUUAGGUUCCAAAUCCAAAUUGUCGCCGAUGUGUAAACUACUUUAAAUUGUGAUGUAGUUAAAUUGCAAAGUUGCUUGAGAUUGGAUACAUUUUUGGAGACUUUUCUUUCAUUCAAUUCCCGGAGUAUAAACCUUACUUUUUAUCAAAUGACUAUAAUUCUUAUGGAAUCUGAAAUCAGGCGUAUCUAUGACGGGAUAAGAACUAUUGUCUCUGUAAAACAGAACCUUUGCCGGAUAUCAGCAUUAAUAUUAGAAUGGAGCAGCUAGAAGUACCUCUAGACAUAUAUGACUUUUGCAUUUUAACGUACAGGGUGUUACAUGUUACUGAUAUUUUAUCGUGUUUUUUUCAGAUAUAAGUAUUUAUUACAAUUAUAUGAUAAGACCUGUCAUUCUGUUAUAGUGCCACGUUUUGUUUUGUUUUGUUUUUUUGCAAUUAGACUAGACAUUUCAAAAGAUGGACAAUUUUUUCCAUAUCUUAUUUUUAUCCUAUAUUGAAUAAAAUCAAGAUUCAAAAUAUUUUGAAUAACUUCAUGCUGUAUUUCUAAUGUGUCAUGUCACGCUGUCUGUGCCUUUGCCUAACAACAUCGCGAAGUAGUGUGUAUCAUGACCGGUUGACAGAAAGUAAAGCACUUUUGGUCAAUGAAAUCGCGCCUUAUAUGAAGGGGGAAUCAAUGUCCAUGCAGUGGCCAAAUGCCAUAUACUCGAUUAUCAAACAAAUGAGGAUUAUUGAGUAUUGCUUCGUAAGUCGUGUAGUCACCGACAAACAGCUCCUGGUGUGCACAGGCCUUUGAUGUUCCACCCUGUUUGGAUAAGCUUGUGACCUAAAGCAUUGUGCUGCUGUUUAUCGGCCACCUCGAGUUUGUGUGUGACAUGGAAUGAAGUUAAAUGGCGUUUAACGUCCCAUUUGGCUUUUGUGUGAAAAGGCGUCGGAUCGCAUUUAUAGCAAAUAAGGAUGUUUGGGCAAUAGACAUAAUGAAAGAAAGAUUAGGCAUGAUAUAAACCCAAAAUAUGAACAGGGGUGAAAGAAAUGAUUUGUUUAUAAAAAAAAAUUUUCACCCUUAAAACAACACAUUUUCCCCCCUGUGUGUUCUGGUUGACUUUAUGAUCUGGAAGUGAGCAUUAUUGAACCAGAUCUCCAUUUCCAUAGCCGUUUUGGGUAAUAAUUGAUGAUAUUACGACGGAAGUGUAAACUGUCAUUUUUCAGAUCGAUCAUCGGAAGUUACAAUACUGGACCACAUUUCAAAUCGUAAGCCUUAUUAAACCGCUGUACAAGAUGAUUGACCCUUACGGUUACGCUCAGUAACAUCAUAAUGGCGUCGAUAACACGCGCGUUGUGUAUAUUGGACGUAGUAAUACAAACUGGUCCGGACAAAAUUGACGCCUUUUACUCAUUAAUUUUUAUACCUUAGGGUACUAUUUUAGAUACCAAUUUACAAUUUACACUAAAUAGAAAACUUUUUUUAUCCAGAUGUACUUCAAUCACCUUUAUUCGUUUCUUAAUUUAAUUUGCAGUAGAAAAAAAACUAAUAUUGAAAUUAUUAUCUCACCCCGAUAUCAUCACUGUCAGUGAUAUUGGCGGCCAUCAGUUUGGUAAAAAUGUAGGUUGUUAACGCGUCCAUAAGACUCGUAUGCUGCUCUCUAUAUAUAUAAUGCAAAAACACCUGUGGUUUUCACGCAUUUUGUAAUAUUUUAACAAUCCCCAUUCUUCAAACAAGAGUUAUAUCCCUUGUAUCGAAUACACACCACCAAACACGGUAUUUAUAUACGCCCACAAUUUUUAUCUGAUUGUGAUGAAACUUGAAAUGUAUUUUUAUUGCCCAAAGAUGCUGGUUCCUUUCGAUAUCGGAUCGUAACCUCCUGAAUUAUGGACCCUGACUGUACGAAAAAUCGCGUGUUUAGCUUGUGGUCCGAUUUAGAAAAACCUUUCGAAUAUAUGACAGUUACACUGUAAUGUGGGUUGAGUUCGAAUUUCGUGAAAAUUUGACCAAAACUGCCGGGCAAAAUGGCCGCCCCUCGAACGCAAAUAGUGUAAACAUAUGGUAUAUCACGGUUGUGGACCCUUUAGAGGUCACAAUUUCGUUCCGAUUUUGAUGAAACUUGAAAUGCAUGUUUAUAGCCCAAAGUGCUUGCUUCCUUUUGAUAUUCGCUCAUAUCGGAUCUUAACUUCCUGAAUUAUGGCCCCUGAUUUUACGGCUUGUGGUCCCUCUAGGGGUCACAAUUAUUAUUCGAUUUAAAAAAAAAACAACGUUCGAAUAUAUCACCGUUACAUCGUAAUGUCGGUUGAGUUUAAAUUCCAUUGAGACUUAGCUUCGAACAACCAGUACGGUGGUUGAAAUUAUUGCACACGUCUUGUUAAACCUUCAGAGGCUUAUAUCUUCGCUCGCAUUAGAGUAAUUUGAAUGAAAUUUUAAAAUUAUUUAUUUUACAUUAUCUAUUUUCGAACUAUUAUAGCAAGAAUGGCUAGUUCUUUAUCUAGAUCUUACAUAAUGUAUCUUUAAAAUAUAUCUUUAUGUCCCAAACAUCUCAGCCCCUUUCGAUAUUUGCGCACUUCAGGCCAUAACUUUCUGGAUUAUGACCCCUGAUUGUACGAAAAAUCGCUUUUGUUUUAGCUUGUUCUCUAUCCACCUCUUGCAAAAUGUGGGCGUAUCUUGCCUGGCAACCGCUGGUUUUUCUAUGCAGUUACAUUCGUUAUCAAGGCUAUGUCCGUCCACUCAUAAGAAAUUAUGCCAUUUUUGUACUUUUUCGCUUGAAUGUAGUGGUCUUAAGCAGUGGGAGGAGAGCCGCGGACGCGGAGAAAACGCACGAGGUUGGGCAGACGACCAUAGUCCUUGUCGUUAGGAUUCCCCUUUAGAGCGAUUCAUGCACAGAACAAAACUCCAAUAAAGGAGCUAUAUUUUGGGCUUAUUUUAACAUAUAUGAUAAGACGACUUACCAUUAAAAACACCAUUUAUUAGAGUAGAGUAAAAAUAAACACAAAGAUUUUUUUACAGAAUCUGUUGGUGUCAUAGAGAUUUGCCAAUUUUAUAGUUUUCUGUUUUAGGUUUUAGUAGUAGUUGCUGCCUGCUGCCGACUUUCAUUAUUUCUGUUUUAUCAUCGUUGAGUUUUAAUAAAUGUGAGUCUAUCCAUUUACGAAUAUCUGAUAAACAGGCACCGAGUUUGCAUAUCUCAGAUGGUUCAGAAGAAGGCCCAAAAGCUAUAUAAAUUUGAGUGUCGUCAUAUACGUCAUUGGUUACAAUCAACUAAAUUAAAAAUUAAAUCGCUGAGUCUAAGCCAAAAUUUUAAUCAAGUUCGUAACUACGUAUUUUUGAAAGUCCGGCGAGUAAUGAAGAAUUUUUUUCAUGGCUUCACUGAUAAAUAAAUGAAUGAAUAUUGUCACGUGAAUGUCUAUUUUGGGCAAAUGCUUUCUGCCUGCAGGGUUCACUCCCAUUUCGACUACGUCCCAUUUCGACUACACCUCAUUUCGACUACAAAUUUUAUUACCCUCAAAAUCUUGACCCCCAACUAAUCAGCAAUGAGCUGUUCCAUCGAUUAAGAGAUUUAAUUAAGGUAAUGAUUAUUGUUAAAAAUAGCUUAUAUUUUGAUUCUGGAACAGUAUACAGUGAUCAUAUCACACCUAUUCUAUAUAAACUGCACUGGCUUCCUAUAAUUUUUAGAAUUGAAUACAAGAUUUUAUUAUUAGUUUUUAAAUGUAUAAAUAACAUGGCACCUAUUUAUCUUAGUAAUCUUUUAUGUUUUUAUGAACCUCGUCGACAAUUACGGUCUUCCGGUGACAAUUUUCUACUUAUUAAGCAAAAUACUAAUCUUGUCAGUUUGGGCAAGAAGGCUUUUGAGGUUGCUGCCCCAAAACUAUGGAAUAAACUUCCUUAUUCCAUUGGGUCAUGUACUUCUCAUUUAAGAUUUCUCUUAAAACCCACUUGUUUAAUAGGGAUUUUAAUUAAUCAUCUCUGUCAUAAUUGUAUCUAUAAUUUUAUACAUUACUUUCCUUUUUUUUAAUAUCAUAUUGUAAAGCGUCAUUGAGCACUUUUGUGGAAAUGACGCUAUAUAAACGCUUAUAAAUAAUAAUAAUAAUAAUAUAGCUUGUUUUCUUUAACAUCAAAGCAAAAAUAUCAACUCAGAGUACAUUUUAGUUUUGGACAAAUAUUUGUAAUUUUUGGAGAUUACAUUGAGUUUAAUGCUUACUUAUCUAUAUAACACGAAUAAAUUCAAAUUUUGUACAUUUAUUCUUCAAGUUCACUAUAAUUCAGUCAAAAUUUUUUUUAUCUUAUUAGAAUUACUUUAUGACAAAUAUUGUUUUAUGUGUUGACGGGACUUCGUGAAAUAGAAUGUAGGAUGUUUUAUGGAAGAAUCUAUUUUGGCUAUAGGGAGGGUAUAUAAGUAGGGAUAAUAAAGCCACCAGACCAUAUAAUCUGUUGUCAUAAGCUGUAGGCGAAUUGGGACGUAGGCGAAAUGGGAGGGUAUCGCCUGCAGUGCACGAGCGAACCCCGACUGAACUUUUCUCAAGUUAAAACAUGUCAGUUUAUAUAAAGCACAACUGUCUGAGGCUGUGGGUCAUUGUACCUUUAGUACAAACAGCAAGACGUCAAAGGAAUUUCAUUCAACAUAAAAGUAAUUGACACUUAAUAUAAUAAUGUUAGAUAAGACUAUUUAAUAGACCUUUUAGAGGCCUGUAUAAGAAACGAUGUAUAUAUGGGUUGGUUAUUUUGCACGUGGACAAAUUUUGUUUUAUAACGAGAGAUUAGUUUACUCCAUUGACGCUUUUCGUGUUUAUUGAGGGGUGUCUGUAGUUUUCAUGUCCCAAUUCCUAAUAAUAAAAAAAAAGUUUAAUA
Molecule: messenger RNA, 7746 nt
Organism: Patella vulgata (common limpet)
Lineage: Eukaryota; Metazoa; Mollusca; Gastropoda; Patellidae
Product: histamine H2 receptor
Exons: 2
Coding region: 1361-2353 (330 amino acids)
Biological process (GO): G protein-coupled receptor signaling pathway
Cellular component (GO): membrane
Molecular function (GO): G protein-coupled receptor activity; peptide binding
Source: RefSeq, a predicted model, not a curated record